UAGACGCAAUCUAGAAAUAAAACACAAUUCACUAGAUCAUAUACAAAAAUGAGUUCGUAUAAUUCGGAUGAGUUGGAGGCACCCGCUUGGAUAAAUCAAGAAUUUUUGCAAGAAGUCUUGACUAAAUAUGAAAAUAAGGGAAAAGUAGAGAUUAUCAACCAUGACUUGAAACCUGCCAGCAUGAAGGGAGAUCAUUAUGCUAGUGUUAUGUUUCGUUGCAAAGUGAAAUAUCGUUUCGUUGAGGAUGCAUCCUUUAAGAGCAUGUCCUUCAUUAUCAAAACCUUACCCAUGCAGGAGGGUAUGAAACGUGAAAUGCUAAUGGAAACGACAUUUUUCGAAAAUGAAAUUGCUAUGAUCUCCGAUAUGUUGCCGAAAAUUGAGGAAAUUCUAAAAGAUUGCGGAGAGGCCACCAAAAUGGCAGCUGGCAUCAUUUAUCACUCGCUGCAGCCGCACAAGGUCAUUAUACUGGAGGAUCUUUGCGAAUCUGGUUAUGAUACCAUACGAGGACGUCAUCUUACCGAAUUCGAAAUUAAAGCUGUCUACCGUAAAUUGGCCAAAUUACAUGCCGUCUCCUAUAUGCUGGGUGAAAGUGAUUCUGCAGAAUUGGUAACCAAAUUUCAAGAUGGUUUUCUAAGUUCCAGUGUGCCGAGUCUAAAAGACAUAUUUCCCAAUGGUAUGAAGAACUUUCUCAAUGUGUUAUCAUCCAACGACGAAUUUGCCAUCUACUAUGAAAGGGUCAAGGAAAUGCAAGGCGAUAUCGAGCCAGCUUCUAAAAAUCUAUUUAAUGCCUACACUCUUAAUAGGGGUCAGGGAGAUAUUUUCGUUCUAAAUCAUGGUGAUUUUCAUAUGAAAAAUCUUAUGUUUAAAUUUAAUGCCGACAACGUUAUGGAGGAUAUGGUCAUGGUGGACUAUCAACUGAGUUGUUUUGCCCCCUCAACCAUUGAUUUGGUGUAUUCGCAAUAUAUGCUGCUAAGUCCAGAAUUUAGAAGACGUCGUCAUGAAUUUAUGUUGUAUUAUUUUACUGAAUUUCUAAAAAUUUUAAAGAAGCUUCAAUUUCUGGGGGAAAUGCCCAAAUAUUCACAAUUCCAAAUUGCCAACUUGAAAUAUAGACAUUUCACUCUUUAUGUAUUGGCCAUUAUAUUUCCUUUAGUACUGGACAAUUUUACUAAGACUGCAGAGGAACUCAAGGAUGAGGAUUUCAAUGAAAUGAUUGAAAAUCCUGAUGUAAAUGCUUCUAAUUACAUGAGACCUGUUUUUAUCGAAGAGAUGCGUGAAAUGAUGCCUAUUCUACUAAGAGAAGGGUAUUUAGAUUAACAAAUUGACACAUUACUCGAUUAUACAUAUGCAAAUGCAAAUUUGCCCGUGAACAUGCCAUUAAGGAACAG
Messenger RNA from Stomoxys calcitrans (stable fly), 1385 nucleotides. RefSeq lists its product as uncharacterized. The record is from RefSeq and is a predicted model, not a curated record. NCBI's taxonomy places the organism in Eukaryota, Metazoa, Arthropoda, Insecta, Diptera, Muscidae. The transcript is spliced from 4 exons. Bases 49 to 1314 code for a protein of 421 amino acids.